AUGAAUAGAAGAGAUUUAAUUCCAUUAUUAUCAGCAAUUGCUUUAGGUGCUGUUUCAGGUUAUUAUAUUUUUAGUCCAGGCCUAAAACAAAUCGGUCAAGAGCAAAGAUUAGAAUUUCAAAAAAAUCAACAACAACAAAAAUAA
Messenger RNA from Dictyostelium discoideum AX4, 144 nucleotides. RefSeq lists its product as hypothetical. The record is from RefSeq and is a predicted model, not a curated record. The transcript is spliced from 2 exons. NCBI's taxonomy places the organism in Eukaryota, Evosea, Eumycetozoa, Dictyosteliales, Dictyosteliaceae. The coding region runs from base 1 to 144 and encodes 47 amino acids.